Centruroides sculpturatus (bark scorpion) is the source of this 661-nucleotide messenger RNA. Its product is annotated as phospholipase A2-like. The record is from RefSeq and is a predicted model, not a curated record. The transcript has 3 exons. Gene Ontology annotation, biological process: phospholipid metabolic process; arachidonate secretion. Lineage: Eukaryota; Metazoa; Arthropoda; Arachnida; Scorpiones; Buthidae. Bases 169 to 531 code for a protein of 120 amino acids.
AAAAAGUUCAGUCGAUUUCAAAUAUUUCCAGGUAAGAAUUAUAAAGUGAUAACAAGCCUAUUUUAUUAAAUACUGAAAGUUGAAUUCCAUUUUUUUUUAUAAGGCAGCAAAUGGUGUGGUCCUGGAACUAUUGCGAAAAGUUUUAAUGAUUUAGGUGAAGAAGAGGAAAUGGAUAAAUGCUGUCGGACUCAUCAUUUCUGCAAGGAUGUUAUCCCAGUAUUUGGCGAUAAAUAUGGGCUUACAAACACGGACAUAUUUCCAAAACUAAGCUGUGAUUGUGAAGAAAAGUUUUUUAAAUGUCUUCACAAAGCAAAUACGGUAGUUUCAAAUAAAAUGGGAGAAACCUAUUUCAAUCAGGAAAAAUCGCAAUGUUUCAUGAAGGAUUAUCCGAUUGUUAAAUGCUUGAUAAGAAAAGCGCUAUCUCAAUAUGAAUCUAUAUGUGUGAAAUACGAAUUGGAUGCAACAAAGUCAAAAAUUUAUCAAUUAUUUGAUACACCAUUCUAUAAAGUGCCGAAUUUUCAUCGAGAGUAAACAUUUAAUCUAUAUAUAUUGCAUAUUUAAUUUAUUAUGGAAGCAUUGAGAUAAAUCUGGCUGACUUUAAAAGAAUGAUCUUUUAUGCGUGGAUUAUUUCACUAUUAACGUUUUUCAACAUUAAUUUGUA